ACAGCGUCACCGCUUCCCCCCUCAGUCUUCAGUUUCCACCAUCCUUGCCUUACUCUUCUCCAGAGGAACUGGGUUGCUUGGUCGUACAUAUUCUGCAUCUGCUACUCAAUUCCUGUGACGUACUGUUCUUGUCAAGUGAGCAAUCUCACUCCCCUCACAUAAGCUCCUGCAUGCUAGUAUGGCUUUCUUCUUCAAUCGCGGUCGGUCUCGGCAGCCAUCAGAAGUUGCUCGGUCGAUCAAGGAGGGGUUGAAUAGGCUGCGUGAUUCUCAAGCUCCAGCGGCAACAAAGGCCGAAGAUGACCUGUCUAAACAGCUCGGCCACAUGAAACUGAUGGUCCAAGGAACACAAGAGAUCGAAGUUUCUUCCGAACAAGUACAGGCACUCGUCCAAGCUACCCUGCAAGAAGAUCUACUUUACGACCUGGCCUGUCUCAUCGAUCGUCUUUCUUUCGAAGCCAGAAAAGAUGUGCAGACCAUUUUCUCCCAAAUUCUUCGCUUCAAAAACUCCGGCACGGGUCAAGGGGACCCCCCCGUCAUCUCCUACAUUGUCCACAACCGACCCGAGGUCAUCGUCGAGCUAUGCAAAGGCUACAAGUACUCUCACAGUGCAAUGCCAUGUGGGACGAUCUUGAGGGAAGCACUGAAAUACGACGUGGUGGCGGCAAUCAUCUUGUACGACCAGUCCGAGGAAGGAGAACCAGCUAUCAGGCUCAGUGAGGUCAAGCCCGGCACACCUCAGGACGGGAACGGCGUGUUUUGGAAGUUUUUCGAGUGGAUUGAUAGGGGUAGCUUUGAGCUGAGUGCCGACGCUUUCACAACUUUCAGGGAGAUUCUGACCCGGCACAAAAACCUAGUGACGGGCUACCUGGCUACCAACUUUGACAUCUUCUUCACCAAAUUCAACGACGUUCUUGUGCAAUCCGACUCGUACGUCACCAAGCGACAGAGCAUCAAGUUACUAGGUGAAAUCCUGCUAGACCGCGCCAACUACAACGUGAUGAUGGCCUACGUUGAGAGCGGCGAAAACCUCAAGCUAUGCAUGAAAUUGUUGCGAGACGAUCGGAAGAUGGUGCAAUAUGAAGGAUUCCAUGUGUUCAAGGUGUUUGUCGCGAACCCCAACAAAUCGGUGGCAGUACAACGGAUCCUCAUCAACAAUCGGGAUCGUCUCCUCAAGUUCCUCCCUCGAUUCCUGGAAGACCGGACGGAUGACGACCAAUUCACGGACGAAAAGAGUUUCCUGGUGCGCCAGAUCGAACUGCUGCCCAAAGAGCCAAUCGAACCGGGUCGUGGCACGCGCGAGCCAUCUCGGCCGGGUGUCAAUGCGGCCAUGGCCUAACCCUGGGAUCUGAGCAACAGUCUUAUUCGGGCUGAUUGUGAUACCGUCUCUCACGGUUCGUUUGAUUUUGGGUACGGCAUUGCAUUGAUGGCCAGCAGGUCUUGGUCACACAGGAGUUACGGCGUGCGUCCAUUUUAAAGCGGAGGAAAUACGGUGGCAUGCAUUCCCCGAUACACAGCGAUAACAUGGGGGGGAGUGAUAAGGACAUUACAACAGGCAGAAGCGGCAUAAGCUAAGGAGGAGUGAAGCUCAAAAGGGAAAAAAGGGAAGAAGGAAGAAAAGGACAAGAUCCUUGCAUUUACACUGGAUGUAGAUAGCCAC
This is a messenger RNA of Aspergillus campestris IBT 28561, 1657 nucleotides long. RefSeq names its product Mo25 family protein. Lineage: Eukaryota; Fungi; Ascomycota; Eurotiomycetes; Eurotiales; Aspergillaceae. Gene Ontology annotation, molecular function: protein serine/threonine kinase activator activity. Gene Ontology annotation, biological process: intracellular signal transduction. The record is from RefSeq and is a predicted model, not a curated record. The transcript has 5 exons. Bases 179 to 1336 code for a protein of 385 amino acids.